AUGCUAAACGAGAGCCCCCCAUUUCAACUUAAUCUCAUCUACCCUUUUCUAAAACCCCCAUGCGCCCCUCACCCCACGGAGAAUACUACCCAUUUAGCGGUAGAUGUAAUAGCUAACAUAGUCAUCAAUGUCAUGUCGUGGAAUAUUCUGUAUUCAACUUCAUCCUUUCUCGAGCUUAUUGUGAAUCCAUACUAUUACAUGUUUCAUUCAACGACUAAAUCUCUAUCGUCUGCCCUGGAAGAUCUGGUUAAGUUCUACGUUGCGAAAGGCGCAGCUUUGAAGAAUUCCUGGUGUCCAGUGCUAGGAGAGCUAGGACUUCCGGCAACAGAGCUAUUACUAGGGCUGAGUAAGUGUGCGAAGAUUGAUUCUCAGAGACCAAUACCUCCUUUCGUCCUUCGUAACCCUAAACCAUUUCCUUUUCCUUAUUGCGCGGACAUCGAAGUAUUAGAAGAGUGGUCGUGA
Lindgomyces ingoldianus is the source of this 462-nucleotide messenger RNA. RefSeq lists its product as uncharacterized. The record is from RefSeq and is a predicted model, not a curated record. The transcript has 5 exons. Lineage: Eukaryota; Fungi; Ascomycota; Dothideomycetes; Pleosporales; Lindgomycetaceae. Bases 1 to 462 code for a protein of 153 amino acids.